Messenger RNA from Rhodotorula graminis WP1, 2552 nucleotides. RefSeq lists its product as uncharacterized. The transcript is spliced from 12 exons. The record is from RefSeq and is a predicted model, not a curated record. Bases 1 to 2343 code for a protein of 780 amino acids. Lineage: Eukaryota; Fungi; Basidiomycota; Microbotryomycetes; Sporidiobolales; Sporidiobolaceae.
AUGUCCAUCUGGUCCAAGGCCAUGUACGGCGUCGGCAACGGUUUCUCUUACGACGCGGGUAACCCUGUCGUCCCCAUCGGUCCGGGCCUCGCCUCGCAGGACGAGUGGUGGUUCAGGGGCCCGGCCUUCCGUGCGCUCGCCCCGGCGGCGAGGAGCGACGGCGCGGUCGAGCAGCUUCCCGCCGGCGGGUCCAUCACGUUCGAGAUCGCCUGUCACGUCGACUGGACGUCGCUCGGCCGCACGCCGACCGUCCCGGGCUCACGCCUCGACGCUUGCCCCACCGACGUCGGCGCCUACCAUGCCGGCGACCCGUCCGCCUCCGACAUCGACCGUUCGCUCGUCUCGGGCUGCGCUCUCGGCAUCGCCGACGUCGACGACAUCUCAAAGGUGACGAUGGACAACCUCGCCAUCUUCAGCGUCCAGCACCAGUGCAUCCAGCAGAAGCAGACGUCGUUCGACAUUCCCGCCAAGAUGCCGGCGUGCACGGGCUCCAAGUGUAUCUGCGGCUGGUUCUGGCUCGCCAACAACGGCACGGGCAACUUCUACAUGACCGCCUUCGACUGCGCUGUGACCAACUCGCCCGCCGACGCCCUCCCGAUCGCGCCGCCGCAGGACCCGAUCUUCUGCCGCGACAACCCCUCGAGCUGCACGACUGGGUCCAAGCGUCCUUUGUACGCCUACAACAGCCCGUCCAACGCGCCGUUCAUCGACAACAACAACCGUGCCGGCUACCACGCAGCAUGGUCGUUCGGCACGAACGGCGCGCAGAACGACAUCUUCGCCAAGGCCACCAACGUCACCGUCACCUCGGCAAGCUCGUCCGCUGUCAGCACGGCAGUCAGUUCCUCGUCGUCGGCGUCCGCCAUCGCCUCGUCGUCGUCGGACGUCGUCUCGUCGGCCUCCUCGACCGUCGCUCCCAGCGCGGCCUUGUCGUCGUCGGUCCUUCCAUCGUCGACUAUCGUCAGUAGCGUCGCCUCGUCGGCUGCGCCCGUCGCGAGCGCCGCCCCGCUCAAGAACUACGCUCGCGGUACCGCAACGGGCGCCUCGACCUGGAUCGACAACGGCGAGCCGCAGCUGGCGGCCGACGGCGACAUGUCGACGGCUUGGAUCAGCAACGGCGAGACGAUCAACGCCUGGAUCGCGUUCGACUUUGGCACCAACAUCGCCAUGAACCAGAUCGUUCUCAACGAGCUGUCGUCGUCGACCGACCACAUCACCAACUGCGCCAUCAUGCUCUCGUCGCAGGAGAUGAUCUGGCUCGGCCCGCUCAACAACGACGGCUCGGCGACGACGUUCAACUUUACGACCCGGUACACGUCGUCGCUCUACUUUGGCGUCUUUGGCGUGUCCGACACGACCGACAGCGUCGGCCUCACCGAGCUGCAGAUCUUCAACAACCCGAGCGCCACCAUCGGCGCCGCCGCGACCGUCCCUGCCGCGUCGGCGACCUCUGCCGCCGCCGCCCUCUCGUCUGCGGCCGUCAGUGCGACUGGCGGUACCCCUGAGGCGACGGUCUCGGCGACUAGCACGUCGAGCUCGGCGCCGGCGGCGACGACCACCGCCCUCACCAAUUACGCCCUGUCGGCGCAGAAGGCCGCCUCUUCCUGGAUCGGCGGCUGGGACCCGGCCAAGGCUGCCGACGGCAAGACCUACACUACCUGGGUCACCAACAACGAGCUCGCCGGUUCCUGGUUCGGCCUCCAGUUCAGCGGCGAGACGACGAUCAACCAGGUCGUCCUUUAUGGCCGCCCGAGCGCGUCGCAGCAGGUCACCAACUGCGCCAUCCAGUUCUCGGACCAGUCGAUCCUGCCGCUCGGACCGCUCAACGCCGACGGCAGCGCGACGACCUUCAACUUUACGGCCAAGUCGACGUCGUCGCUCUUCUGGGGUGCACUCGCCGUCACGUCGAGCGCGACGCAGGUCGGCCUGUCGGAGAUCCAGGUCUUCAACAACCCGUCGGCCGUCGUCAAGAGCCCGGCUCUCCCCGCUCAGAGCAGCGCCGCCGUCGUCGCGUCGAUCCAGGCCAUCGCGGCCGACACGGUGGGCGCCGUCACGUCGCUCGUCGGCGGCGUCGUCGGGGCCAUCCUGCCCGCCGCGUCGUCGGCCACCUCCCCGGCCGCGACCGCCGCAGCUUCGACCUCGCCGGCGUCGGCCUCGGCGGUCAAGCGCGGUCUCGUCGCCGCCCCUCGUCACCCUCGCGACUUCUCGAGGCGCGACGCCGAGCUGGACUCGGCGCCCGAGCCUCAGACGACGGCGCCCGCUCGUCGCUCCCUGAGCGCCGAGUCUCUCUUCGCGGGCAUCUCGCCUGUGUGGGACGCUCCGGUCGACUCGGCGUCGGCGUAAAAGCAGGCCUUCUGCGUCUUCCCUCUCCCCUGCCCCAUCUAAUCUGUAGCAUCCUCUCGCGUCGUCGACGUCCACCUCCUUCUCUUCCUCCUCGUGUCGUGCUUCCUCCCUCAGCAUGUAGCAGCAGCGCGCUCUCCCUCUCUGUCUAUACGUCCACUCACGCACUCCUUCAUGUAGCUCUGCAACCUGUACUACCCGCCUCCCUCCUC